CCCCGUGACGCAGUCGGUUGCUAGGUGUGAGUGAAGUGAUGCUUCCCCACUAUGAAGCUGCUCCUCAGUUUACUGCUCGAACACAACAAAGCAACAACUCGCCGUUUCCCCGGAUAUUCUCCGAGCUGAGAAACAAAAAAACUACGGCAACAGCGACAGCAAUGGCUUUUUGAAUUCGUGAAGCUUUAGGACCCGAGAAUAAACCGUGCUUUGCUUCAGCAACGCACCCCCAAGAGCUCUCCACGUUUCCCCGCAAGAAUGGAGUUUCAUUAUGCUCACCCAGCCCUGCUCUCUGUGGCCCAUCUGUCAGACCCCGCUUGCUCUCAGCACAUGCUCGGACUUGGACUUGGCCUGAAUCGCGGCACCAGCAGACAGAAUGAUGGCAACAUCAGCUCCUGUUUGGAAGGCUCUUCGUGUCUGCCCGGCAGACCCCCUCGCUCUCUCUCACCCACAGGCUAACCACAGCCAAUCACAGGGGUGCAGGGGGGAGGUGUCAGAGGAGAGUCAGCACUUAAUUGGUGAUGGUCUCACUGACUGGAUGACGGAAGAAGUGGAUUUCUCCUCAUACCUCCCAAACCCCCCUUCCCCUCCCUCCUCCACCAAUGCCUCCCUUCCCCCCUCACCCCUUCAGAAUGAUAUCCAGGUGCCCUCUGACUUGGAGGUCAUGACCUCCCUGCUGCAGGAGGAACUCGCCCAGCUAGAGGACUACUUCCUGUCCGAGCCAGUGCCCGAAAAGGGGCCGAGGCUAGGGAAAUGCGACAGGGUUCCUCUGCCGGCGGGUCCUCAGCCGUACAGUCAGCUGCCAUACGCAUCAUACUCGGCAUCCAACCAAUCGGACACCAGCCCACUUCUUGUCACCCUGGCAACGGGAGAACUGGACCUUCUGAGUAUCUGUGGCGGGCCCAUUGGGCGAUCCAAAAUUCCAAGACACGCCCCGUACAGCUGCAGUCGCCCCAGUGGGUGUAGUAGGAAAAGAGUCCCUGAUGGUGUGAGGUUCGGUGAAGGUUAUGAUAACAGUUUGUUGAGUUCCAAAGGAAGCAACUCAGGUAACUCAGCGGUGAACCUGUCAGGUAAUUAUUGCUGUGGAGAAGACGAGCAGCUAUUAGGAAAGAACUAUUGCCUGGGUAGUGCAGUUGAAGUCAGACGAUGUGCUGCUCUAGCCAAAGAGGACAAAAACUGCUGUUUCAGUCAAGAUGUUAUCGGUGGUGGGAAAGUUGUUGGUGGAGGUUUUGGCUUCGGUGGAUCCCUUGAUGUCCCACACAAGAAAGAGGAUUUGUUGAUGUAUAGCAUGAGGGAGGUCAGUGGAGUGUCUGGUAGCCACGACGUGCUGAACAGUAUCAAGAGCAGCGUAGAGGUGACAAAAGCUACUGGCUGUUGGAAAACUGAGAGCAACGAAGGCUGUUAUCUUCCACCACCGCAGCCCGAGGCCUAUCCUAGCUUCUUAGGCAGUGUCAACGAACAGCUCAAAUCAGAGAGUCUGCAGUUAAGGCAACAUGAUCUACACUGUAAUUUCCUUGAGGAUCAGGCCCCAGAGUGUCUUUUAAUGGCCAGGGAGAGUCUGGACUUGGAGUCGUCAGGGCACAGACAAGCAUGUAGGCUAAAGGAAGACCACUGUGAAGAAGAAUUCGACGAGGACCUCACCCCGGGUGAAGGCGGGGAACGCAAACAGAAGAAGAGAGAUCAGAACAAAACUGCCGCUCACAGGUAUCGCCAGCGAAAGAGGGCGGAGCUCGAUAUUUUGGAGGAACAGCUGCACGGCCUCGAAGGGAGGAACCGGGAGCUCCGGGACAAGGCAGAGUCCGUAGAACGUGAAAUCCAGUACGUUAAAGAUCUGCUGAUCGAAGUUUACAAAGCCCGUAGCCAAAGGCUGAAGCAGGACACGACAGCGUAACACCGAGCUCGAGCAAGUCCGUUUAAAGAGGGAGUAACAGGGAAAAUGUGGAGCUUUUUUGAAUGUUUCUAAUGUUGUUUUUCCACGGUGAGAGGGGUAACUGCAUGCUUCGCUAAUGUGAUCUUUAUUUUUACAUUUUAAAUUAACACUGUCCAAUGCUUCCACUGCUUUCGCACUCCAAUCACUCAAGCCUGCACUGUGGCAUUGCAAUGCUUAAAAACGACAAUCAUUUUGAAUAGGUCUCGCACUGAAUGAAUCUACAAAUUAUUUCUGAAUAAUUACUGUAAUUUAUUAUGCAGGUUUAAUAUUUUUGAUAGCCUUAAAUUGGAAUUGAUGUCAGCGAUAGAGCUUAAUUUGUAUUUUUUUUCCUACUUUAAACUUUGAAUUGCAGUUACUGUGUCGCCCUUUUCAGUAGCAGAAGUAGUCGAAUAUGUUGCGUCAACUGCAUCGUUUUAUUUUGAAGACAUCUUUCAGACAGAAUAUUUUUCUAGAAUAAUUUCAAAUCCACCUUUGAACAGCGGACGACAUUUCAAAUGUGAUCAUUUAGAAAUUAUAAAUGUAUUGACUGAAGGAUCCAGUGACAUACUGAUGAGGAAAAUAACCUAUUGUCAAAAAUGUAUUUUAUUAUUGUUACUUUUUUGUGCACAAUUUUAUUUACUUUAGAUCCAAUGCAGCCCUAAAUAUUAUUUCCUUGAUGGGAUUUGUAUGUUUUGAGCUUGUCAUUCUUUAUCGUUUUGUGGUAAUUUGUGAUAUUUUUUCUCUGGCACAUUGCAAAUUGUACAAUCUGUCUUGCAGCUCAGGAUAUGCAGCCUGUUAUCCUACAUCCUUAGAAAUAGCAGUAGACAUUUGGAGAUUACAGACUUGUAAAAUAGCUCCUCUGUUCUUCAUUUUACAUGGGAAAGAUUUGACAGGUUUACAGGUUUUCCCAGUGGAAAGAAAGGGUUUUCCAUAUGUACAAAUAUUGUAAGUAGUGGUAGUAACUAACAAUCUCAUUCUGCAUGUUUUUCGCUCUGGAAUAGAAAAUGUAGGGUUUCAGAAAUGAGUUUCUCUAAACUGCUUGUUAAGGCAAUAAGUUUUCUAGGCCUCUGGCUGAUAUGCACUAAUUUGUAAUGACUUUUGUAUAAUCAGGGAGUGUUUCAGCCUUUUCUUUGUAGAAACCGAAAGAAAAUUAGACUGUUUGUCAAAGCUUUUGCAGUGUUGGCUUUGGUGUGAAAGGAUUCUGUCUAAAUUAUUUUCCAGCUCUUUUCUCGCUUUAUUCUAAAAAAAAAAAAAAUCAUUUUUAUUUUUAUUUAUAUUGUUUGUUUAGUUUUUGACAAAAACUGGUGUCACACUGUUGUUCCUCCUCCCCGCCCUGCGGUGUACUAUCAACUGUGAAUGUGAAAACCAAAUACACGUGUAGCCUGAUGACAGCAAAUCUAAAAGCACAUUAUAGGGGUUUGUAAUCUUAUUUAAUUUAAUUAUUUAUCCAUAUUUACUUUGUGUGUCAUCAACUUUUCUCCAUUUCAAAAUAAAAUGUCAAACUCA
This is a messenger RNA of Hippoglossus stenolepis (Pacific halibut), 3415 nucleotides long. It is a transcript of the gene atf5a, whose product is annotated as activating transcription factor 5a. NCBI's taxonomy places the organism in Eukaryota, Metazoa, Chordata, Actinopteri, Pleuronectiformes, Pleuronectidae. Gene Ontology annotation, cellular component: nucleus. The transcript is spliced from 4 exons. Gene Ontology annotation, molecular function: RNA polymerase II transcription regulatory region sequence-specific DNA binding; DNA-binding transcription activator activity, RNA polymerase II-specific. Gene Ontology annotation, biological process: regulation of transcription by RNA polymerase II. The record is from RefSeq and is a predicted model, not a curated record. Bases 377 to 1891 code for a protein of 504 amino acids.